CCAAGCCAAGCUCAAUUCUCUUCUCUCUCAUUUUUAUACUAGCUUUGUAUUUAAAUCUCCCAUCCCACUAGUUUCUCCUCGUUGACAUUACCAUAUCACAACGAAAGAGCCCUUGUUUUUCUUUGGCGAUGCAAAGCCUGAGAAGCUGCCCAAGUGACGUCGUUCAGCUUGAUCUAACACCAUUACCACUACUACCUCCUUCUUCCUCUUCCUCAAACAACAAUCCCAUGAGUACCAGCACCACUACCACCGCUCUCAGCGGCGCAGGCCUUUCCAUAGGCGAGGAGGAGUCAACGGAGACACGAAUCAGGAGGCUGAUAUCGGAGCACCCUGUCAUCAUCUUCAGCAGAUCAUCUUGUUGCAUGUGUCAUGUCAUGAAAAAGCUCUUAGCCACCAUCGGGGUUCACCCUACUGUCAUCGAACUUGAUGACCAUGAGAUCGCUUCCCUCCCUUCACCGUUUCUUCACGAUAGCCUCUCCGCUCGGAAUCCUGUCCCCGCAGUGUUCAUUGGUGGAUCCUGCGUCGGCGGCCUUGAAUCCCUCGUUGCUCUUCACCUUAGCGGCCACCUAGUCCCAAAGCUCGUCGAAGUUGGCGCUCUCUGGGUAUAGAUUAUUAUAAUAGCAUUAAAAAUCAUAUAAUCAAGCUGCCAUUUUUAAUGCUUUUUUUAGUCUUGGGUUUUUCUUGUCAUUAUAAUUAUUAUUGUAACUUCUUUGUAAGUUGAUGAACAUAAAAAUUAGGCAGUCCACUUCCAAAAAUAAAAUAAUUUCAGCUUCGUUUUAUCAUUUUUUUCUUCUCCUAUUAGCUUUGCCGGUCAAAGAAAGCAUAUUGAAUAUAGUAUUUAGAGAAUUGUAUUAAUUAAAUCAAGUGAAUGAGAUUAUGUGUG
Molecule: messenger RNA, 883 nt
Organism: Durio zibethinus
Lineage: Eukaryota; Viridiplantae; Streptophyta; Magnoliopsida; Malvales; Malvaceae
Source: RefSeq, a predicted model, not a curated record